Messenger RNA from Balaenoptera musculus (blue whale), 4112 nucleotides. It is a transcript of the gene HACE1, whose product is annotated as HECT domain and ankyrin repeat containing E3 ubiquitin protein ligase 1. Gene Ontology annotation, biological process: protein polyubiquitination; positive regulation of protein catabolic process; proteasome-mediated ubiquitin-dependent protein catabolic process. The transcript is spliced from 23 exons. Gene Ontology annotation, molecular function: ubiquitin-protein transferase activity; protein binding. The record is from RefSeq and is a predicted model, not a curated record. Lineage: Eukaryota; Metazoa; Chordata; Mammalia; Artiodactyla; Balaenopteridae. Bases 237 to 2834 code for a protein of 865 amino acids. Gene Ontology annotation, cellular component: nucleus.
GGCGGCGGCAGGAAGGGCCCGAGCGGCGUCUCCGGCGGCGGGUGUCCACUCGGUGGUCUGUCCGACAGCUCCCGGCCCCCGGACGGAGGACGCGGUCCUAGACGGCCCCCGUAGCCCCGGGUGCUGGCCCGGGUGAACCGCCGCCUCCACCUACGGGACGGGCGCGGGGCGGGAUGUAGGGCGCUGGGCGCGGAGGCCGCGGGCGCGGCAGGGGUAGCGCCUAGGGCGCGCCGAGGAUGGAGAGAGCGAUGGAGCAGCUCAAUCGCCUGACGCGCUCGCUGCGCCGCGCGCGCACCGUAGAGCUGCCGGACGAUAAUGAAACUGCUGUUUAUACAUUAAUGCCAAUGGUUAUGGCUGAUCAACACAGGUCUGUUUCUGAGCUACUAUCAAAUUCAAAGUUUGAUGUCAAUUAUGCAUUUGGACGUGUGAAAAGAAGCUUGCUUCACAUUGCAGCAAAUUGUGGAUCGGUGGAAUGCUUGGUUCUGCUUUUAAAGAAAGGAGCAAAUCCUAACUAUCAAGAUAUUUCAGGCUGUACACCCCUUCAUUUGGCAGCUAGAAAUGGGCAGAAGAAAUGCAUGAGUAAAUUAUUAGAAUACAGUGCUGAUGUCAACAUUUGUAAUAAUGAAGGCCUUACAGCAAUACACUGGCUGGCUGUGAAUGGGCGGACAGAACUACUCCAUGACCUUGUACAGCACGUCAGUGACGUCGAUGUUGAGGACGCGAUGGGGCAGACAGCGCUGCAUGUGGCCUGCCAGAACGGUCACAAGACGACAGUGCAAUGCUUGCUAGACAGUGGUGCUGAUAUUAACAGGCCGAAUGUAUCAGGAGCCACUCCAUUGUACUUUGCUUGCAGUCAUGGUCAGAGAGACACAGCACAGAUUCUUCUGUUGCGAGGAGCCAAAUAUCUGCCAGAUAAAAAUGGAGUAACCCCUCUGGAUUUAUGUGUACAGGGUGGAUAUGGAGAGACUUGUGAAGUAUUAAUUCAGUAUCACCCGAGGCUUUUCCAGACAAUUAUUCAAAUGACACAGAAUGAAGAUCUCCGAGAAAACAUGUUACGGCAAGUUCUGGAGCAUUUAUCUCAGCAAAGUGAGAACCAGUAUUUAAAGAUUCUAACAAGCCUUGCUGAAGUUGCCACAACAAAUGGUCAUAAGUUGCUUAGCAUAUCUAGUAAUUAUGAUGCUCAAAUGAAGAGCCUUUUAAGGAUUGUGAGGAUAUUUUGUCAUGUCUUUCGAAUUGGUCCAUCCUCUCCCAGUAAUGGAAUCGAUAUGGGCUACAAUGGGAAUAAAACUCCAAGAAGCCAGGUGUUCAAGCCUCUUGAAUUGCUUUGGCACUCAUUAGAUGAAUGGCUAGUUUUAAUAGCUACAGAAUUAAUGAAAAACAAAAAGGACUCAACGGAUAUCACUUCUAUUUUACUGAAACAAAAAGGCCAAGAUCAAGAUGGUACUUCCAUUCCUGCAUUUGAACCUCCAGGACCUGGGAGCUAUGAAAAUCUAUCCACUGGCACAGGGGAAUCUAAACCAGAUGCUCUUGGAGGGAAACAGGAAGCCAGUGCAGACUGUCAGGAUGUUAUUUCUAUGACAGCUAACCGGCUAAGUGCUGUCAUUCAAGCUUUUUACAUGUGCUGUUCUUGUCAGAUGCCUCCAGGAAUGACUUCACCCCGUUUCAUUGAAUUUGUCUGCAAACAUGAUGAAGUUUUAAAAUGCUUUGUUAACAGGAAUCCCAAGAUUAUAUUUGACCACUUUCACUUCCUCCUUGAAUGUCCUGAACUGAUGUCAAGAUUCAUGCAUAUCAUAAAAGCACAGCCAUUUAAAGAUCGCUGUGAAUGGUUCUAUGAACAUUUGCAUUCAGGACAGCCAGAUUCAGACAUGGUGCACAGGCCAGUGAAUGAAAAUGAUAUCCUGCUAGUUCACAGAGAUUCUAUUUUUAGGAGUAGCUGUGAAGUUGUGUCAAAAGCAAAUUGUGCAAAGCUAAAGCAAGGAAUUGCUGUACGGUUCCAUGGAGAAGAAGGCAUGGGUCAAGGUGUUGUGCGUGAGUGGUUUGAUAUUCUGUCUAAUGAGAUAGUCAAUCCUGAUUAUGCAUUGUUUACCCAGUCAGCUGAUGGAACAACUUUUCAACCUAAUAGCAACUCCUAUGUAAAUCCUGAUCACUUGAACUAUUUCCGGUUUGCUGGACAGAUCUUGGGAUUAGCUCUGAACCAUAGGCAGCUGGUGAACAUUUACUUCACGAGAUCAUUCUACAAGCACAUUCUUGGUAUUCCUGUGAAUUACCAAGAUGUGGCAUCCAUUGAUCCAGAAUAUGCCAAAAAUUUGCAGUGGAUUUUAGAUAAUGAUAUUAGUGAUUUGGGUCUAGAACUAACUUUUUCUGUUGAGACUGAUGUGUUUGGAGCAAUGGAAGAGGUGCCUUUGAAACCUGGGGGUGGAAGUAUUCUUGUAACACAAAAUAACAAAGAGCUACUGCUUUCUGGCAUGCCAGAAAUUGAUGUGAAUGAUUGGAUAAAAAAUACUGAAUACACAAGUGGCUAUGAAAGAGAAGAUCCAGUUAUUCAGUGGUUCUGGGAAGUUGUGGAAGAUAUUACUGCAGAGGAGAGAGUUCUUCUGUUGCAGUUUGUUACUGGCAGUUCCAGGGUCCCACAUGGUGGAUUUGCUAAUAUCAUGGGUGGAAGUGGAUUGCAAAACUUUACAAUUGCUGCCGUGCCAUAUACUCCAAAUCUUCUACCGACUUCAAGCACAUGCAUCAACAUGCUCAAGUUACCUGAAUACCCAAGUAAAGAAAUACUCAAGGACAGGCUUCUUGUGGCACUACAUUGUGGCAGCUAUGGUUACACAAUGGCAUAAUGAAGUCUGGAAAAUUCAUCUGACUGCUGAUGCGCAAUGCAGAGUCGCAGAAGUAAUUUAGGAAACCGUCAACAGAAAAGCAGCCUAAAUGCAGCCCAUAGGCAGGGCUGAUGUUUAAAAUUCAUAAAGGAUCAGGUUUCCUUUCUUCCCCCUCUCUUUUCCCUUUUAUGUUUUCUCAGUUUGUGAUACAAUUAGAAAAUAUAAAUCACAGUAGUCUUCAUUUUAAAAAUGCUAAUUGAAAAUAGUAGAAACUGUCCUUUUUCAUAUUUCUUUAAUCUUAUCCAAGAGUGUGUUAAGGCAGAAUCUUAUUCUACAUUCCAUGUCUGCUAUGUAACUGUUCUGUUAAAAAGGUGUUGUCUCUUUUAUUUUUCUAUAUAGUAAAUUAUAUUAGGACAUCCAGCCUGGUAUGUCCUAUUGCAUGUAAAGUGCCGUUUAUAUUUUGGAAAACUAUUGUAUAGAAUGGACUAAUUUACAUUGUAUAUAAAGCCACAAAUAUGUAUUUUCCCAUAUUGAAUCUAUAUUGCAGUGAUGUUUUCUAGCCUUUCAAUAUUUUAAUAUGUAAAGUUUAGACUGAUGUGACUAAUAAACAGCUGAUGAAAUGACAUCUAAUUUAUAUAUUAAAGCUUAUGCUAUAUUGUAUGAAUUAUUUGCAUCUUUCAGUGGUCAGUUUUUCACAUACAUAUAUUGUCUCAAAGUUUUUCUUAUGCCUUAUUUUAAUUUAUAUUUUAGAUAAAAUUAAAAUACGAUAUUUUACUGGGUUUCUUUUUGUUACUAUUGUUUUAUCUGUGAGCUCUAAUGAUACAUUUGAAAACGUAAUCUGAUGUGCAGCUUACAAUUUAAGUUUGUAAUUUUUCCUUAAAUUUGCUUUUUAUUAUUAGAAUGUUGAGUUCAAGUGAUGUAUACGUAAUACAAAGCAGUGGGUUUUUUAAUUUUAGGGUGUCUUUGAAAAGACACAGUUGAGUAGUUACAGCAUACCUUUUAGGGGAAGUAGGAACACUCAGACAUUUAAAAAUACUAAUAGGGGAAUUUGUAAUGUUUAGGACCUUGCCUUUGGAAACUAAAAAUAGAUUAUCCAGUGGCAUCAUUAUUGGUAAAAUGACUCUUAUAUGCAUAUUUUCUCAUAUGAGCAGCCACUGUAUUUGUCACUGACAAAUGUAGACAAUGUAUAUGUCAAUAUAGGCAAAUAUGUAUUGUAUAUACAUGUAUAUAGGCAUAUACGUUGAAAGCUUUGCUAAGUCAUAAAACUUCUUUAAUACAUGUUUUUUGGUCCUCUUGUUA